UAGAGGCAAACGUACAAAAUGUCUCUCGACGUUAAUGUUAGCGAACCGGAUGAAUUUAAUUGUGUAGAAUUACAUAGUGCUAUAGAAAACGUUGCCAAAAUAAGAAAUAUUCAAGAAUUCAGUUACCAUGUUGAUUAUUUGAAUGGAAAUGGGUAUAUCGCUAAUAUAUUCAGAGUGAUUCUUAUAGAAAAUGAAAGUGAUAAACGUAUCAAUGUUAUUGUUAAAACACUUAUUAAUACAGCUAGAAAGGAAUUGUUCAGUGAAUUACAUUGUAGGGAAGUGAAAGCAUAUACCCAGAUAAUUAACAAGUUUCUAAGCAUACAGAAUGAUAUAAAGGAAUCCAGAAGAUUGAUUUUACCAACGUGUAUAUAUUCCAGUAUAGAAAAAGGGAAUGAACUUCUUAUAUUCGAAGAUUUAUUGGUAAAUGGAUUUACAGUUAACAUAGCUACAGAUAAAUUAUCUUUCCGUUGUGUAGGUAAAAUUUUUUCAGAGUUAGCGAAAUUUCAUGGAUUAUCUUUCGUCUUUAAGAAAAAUAAUACUGAGCUAUACGAUAAUCUUGCUGAAGAUUUUAAUGAUUUGGUAUUUCAAUACAGUUUUUUGAAUAAAAGCCAAUUGAAAGACUAUUUUUUAGACUCGUUCGAAAUGUCUUUAAAUGAUUUAGAAAAUAUAGAAAUAAAGAAUAAAUUGGAGAAUAUAAAACCAAAAUUAUUAAGAUUACUUCAGAGUUAUGUGAAGCCCAAACAAAUAAAUGUGUUUUGUCAUGGUGAUAUUUGGAUCAACAACAUAUUGUUCAAGCAGUCGGACGGUGAAACAAAAUUAUGUUUUUUGGAUUUCCAAACAUUGAGAUUCGCAAACCCGGCAACCGAUAUCAUUUAUUUUCUUUACAUAUGUACAGAUUCUGAGUUCAGAUCAUUGCAUUUAGACGAACUAAUAAAGAUAUACUAUGACAGCCUUAAAGGAUUUUUAAAUCUAUUUGACAUCGAUGUCAAUAGUUUAUACACAGAAAACAAACUAAGGGAUGAUAUCGAAGAAUACAAAGUAUUUGGAUUUUUAAUAACGUUAAUAGAAAUCAAGAUAAUAUCAAAUCACCUUGAAGAACUGAAUAGUAUUCGAAAAUCAGAAAUGGAUCUUACAAACCUACCAGAUAUAGAAAAGAAAACUUUAGGUAAAGCAAGAAUUAACGAUGUUGUUACAGAAUCUUGUAAAAACGGUGUAUUAGAGAAGCUGUUUAAUAUAGCUUCAACCAUCUAAAUAAAGUUCUAUAUAUAUAACUGAA
Molecule: messenger RNA, 1276 nt
Organism: Pieris rapae (cabbage white)
Lineage: Eukaryota; Metazoa; Arthropoda; Insecta; Lepidoptera; Pieridae
Exons: 2
Coding region: 19-1251 (410 amino acids)
Source: RefSeq, a predicted model, not a curated record